Thrips palmi is the source of this 735-nucleotide messenger RNA. RefSeq lists its product as uncharacterized. The transcript is spliced from 3 exons. Gene Ontology annotation, biological process: telomere maintenance; DNA repair. Gene Ontology annotation, molecular function: DNA helicase activity. The record is from RefSeq and is a predicted model, not a curated record. Lineage: Eukaryota; Metazoa; Arthropoda; Insecta; Thysanoptera; Thripidae. The coding region runs from base 1 to 735 and encodes 244 amino acids.
AUGCGGAGUUGGCACCUAGACGUAAUUGACAACGUUCUAUGUGAUAUCAUGAUGGAUGAAAACUUGGGUAAAGUCACUUCUUUUGGAGGGAAAGUGGUCGUUGUGAGCGGCGAUUUCCUACAGAUUCUUCCAAUUGUUGAGAGUCAUGAAGAUCCAGUUGCGGAGUGUGCAAAUGAUCAAGUUAAUCCUGAGACCAUUAUUAUACCUCAGUACCUGGGAAAGGGAACAUCUCGCCGGAAAAUUAACAACUAUCUCAAUCUAGAUGAAUUGAUUAAUGCCGUCUUCAGGAAUGAUUUUGAAAAUCCCCGACUAGCAGUGUUGACUCCUACAAACCAUGCAUGCCGUGUGAUUAAUCUGGCGGUUUUGGAACUCAUCUUUGGACCUCUAAGUACUUAUUUUGGUCACUCAAGCUGGGAAAGACAGGCUGAAUCAGAAAUUAAUAAUCGUGAUGACGAAGGAGAAGAAGUCAUGGACUUUUCUAGGCCAGAUUUAUUGGCUCAAAAAAUUGAGAGCUCCUCAUUUCCUCCACAUGAGCUGCAUUUAAAAUUGAAUGCUAUGAUCAUUAUUCCAACUAAUUUGUGCCUGUCUCGUGGUAUUGUCAAUGGCACUCGUGGAAAGAUUGUUGCCCUUGGAGUUCAUACAAUCACCGUUCAGGUGCUUACAGGGAAAAUGAAGGACAAACUAUUGAUUUUACCAAGACUUCGGUUAUCGCAGGCGUUGAGACAAGAAAGUUAA